ACUUUGAACAAGUGACGGGUUUGAAAACCUUUGGUCUUCCCCCUUUCCGUGAGUUUUCUAAACGCUGCUGGGAGAGCCGUCGGGGUCCCAAGCCCCUGGCGGGCACCGCGUUGGCGAAGGGCGCCCUGGAGAGGCGCGAGAAGGGGCUCCGGGCGGAAGCUUGGCUUGCGCAAGAGGCAGCCCGAGCAGGAGCUCGCUCGCCCGGGAACGGUCCGCGCCCCCGAGCGCGGAUGGUGGAGCCACAGCGCCGCCGGGUGGCCGCUGCCUCGGGUGGCGCUGGCUGGCCCGCUCCGGGGGGAGGAGAAAGAGGCAGGACGGAGCCGGGCGCCCGCGCCCCGCCCGGAGGGCUCCCUCUCUCCACUCCCAAGUCCAGCGAAGGCAAGGAGCCCCGGGCGUCCAAGAUGCAGCGCCCCUCGUGAAACGCGCGCAAGCCCUUCGUCCGCGCCCACGGAGCUGCCGCGAGUCGGUUCCCCAGGUAAGCGGACGGCAGCUUCGCCCGCGGCUCUGGCUCGGGAAGCGCGGGGGAGAGCGGGCGAAGCUCGGCGGGGCUGGGGCGGCGAGGGAGCGCGAGGGAAAGGAGGAGGCAGCCGCGCCAGGAAUAGCGGGCAGAUCUAGGGAGGUUGCACUGAUCGAAGCAGCCCCAGCACAGCAAGCGCAGGACCAAAGGCACCUGUGAAGGAUGAGGUGCUGUCACCUCAAGUAACAAUAGGCGAUGAAUGUCAUGAAAUGCUUGUGCUGGUCUUUGAUUUCUACGUGGCUAGAAAACAGCCGUUGCUCUUCAAAGCGCAGAAACUUUUCUCCUUCCAACAUUGGCACGGCAAGGUUAUCUGCUUCCAUAGUUUUGCACCCAUAAGGCGGAAUUCACAAAUUGGCUUUCGUGGCUUCCCUGGUUUUACUUUAGAUCUGGUGCCUUUGGCCAGCGGAUUGCAGGGCGUGUUUUUCCAGAACUUGAGCACCGCAGUAACUUUCUAACAGGCAUAUUUUGUUCUCCAGAGAUAUUAGGCAGAUUUAGCAGAAAGUAGCAACAGCAUUCCUUCUGUUGUCUAUGGCAUGUCUAGAUUGGAGGCAAUUAAGACUCUUUGCUAAUGAAAAGAAUGACUUUUCUCCUUCGUUGCUGCAAGAGACUCUUGACAUCUCUCUCGAACUUACAGUGCUAUCCUAUAGAUGUCUACUCAACAGUAAGUCCUUUUUUGGUCAACUAGGACUUACUCGGAUUGCAGCCUAAUUGUGAACUGUUGUGUUCCUCAGUAGGAUGUGUAAUUUAGAGACAUGAGCAGCACCCCAAAGUUGUAGGAAGGAGGGGCAGGAGUUUGUGUUGGUUGUGUGUCUGGGAAUUUUACUCUUAGAUGAGGCUAUGAAGUCGUGACUCUUCUCUUCCAUGCACAGACCAUGAGCCAAGUCUGGGGAAAGGGAGGCACUGGCUGCUUUUGGUUUUCUCUUCCUUACCUGGAUUUGUGGCCUGGACUCUUCCAGUGCUGCAACAGAUGAUGCUUUGCCAAGUUUUGGGAGCACACAACCAAGUAAACUGGGAGCCAGAGGAAAAAAUGCCCCAGAACUUUCAGUUAAAUCAGAGUGCAGCAUUUUCUGAGGCAGCAUUCAUACAGAAAGCAAAAUUGGAGGGAAGCUAAAAGGGAACUUGAAUCUUCAUGUACAAUAUCCAUUAAUGUACAAUGUUGGAGAAAACACUCGAGAGCGCAGUUCUGUAAUAAGGAAAAAGACAUCUUCGCUGGAAAAGUCAGGUGAAGGAUCUCCAUUUUAGGCAACCACCGUAACUCACUUUUUGCAUCUUUCUGUGUCUGAACUGGCCACCUUGUAGUCUGAGCAUCUCCCACUGGUACCUGUCUCCCCCAGAGCGGGUCUGGGAUGCCCCUAUUUUCAUCAGAGAAACGUUGGAGGGUAUGGAAUAGGUGUGUGAGAAAACUCUCUCGUGUUUCUAACUACAUCAUUAAACAAAGCCUUUCCCCCCUUCCCAUCACUUAUAAUAACUUUGCUAAGUUGUUUAAGGUUGGCCUUUAUGCACAUUUCAUCGACCAGAGAAAUGUAUUACAUUAGCAUUAGUUAGGUUUGCCUGCCAGGUGUGUGUGUUUGUGUGUGAGAGAGAGAGUGCGUGUUUUAAGACCCACAUUUCUUUGAAAUCUGCUCUGUCACACUGUUAAGAUGGUGUAACUUAAAUAAAACCUAGAACACAGAAACAGUGCACUUCUGGGAACCUGGUGUGACAAGGCUACUGUGAUUUUAGGGAGAUAAAGCAAAGAACUGUGGGCCUUCAGUAUUCAGGCCUGCAAAUUCUCCAAUGCCAGGGAACCCGGCUGUCAGCAAAGAUGGCCAGAGCUAUACAGCCCCAGGGAGGAGGGGACGGGCUGAAUCAGGCAGCUGAUAUAAACCUGGAAGUUUAAAAUGCAUCUUGAUCAGGUCACUAAAAUCGUUAAGAUUUAUCUACAUUUAUUGUGAGCAGAAACAUGCUUAGGAUCAAGGCUGAAUAUCUGGUAGUUUUCACUAGUGGUGCAAUCCUGCACACGUAUAGUCAUUUUCUCCCUGGGCUUGCAGUGUAAUUCCUCCAGUAUUUCUCUCUUAUAGCCAGCAAAAUAUAUUCACAUCACUAAAGUCCUUUGUAAAGGAAAUAUACUGUAUACAGCCAUACUGUGGUUUUCCACCAGCUUAGUUCUCAAAUCUUUUGGCUCCCGAAUGCUGCAAAACCGAAAGUGAGUGUUACGGUUUGCGAACUAUUUUUGGAAGCCGAACAUCCAACAGAACUCCUGUGACUUCCCAUUGGCUGCAGGAGCUUCUUGCAGCCAAUCAGAAGCCGCGCUUUGGUUUCCAAGUGUUUUGGAAGUUGAAUGGACUUCUGGAAAAGAUUCCAUUCGACUUCCGAGGUACGUUUGUACUAGUUUUUAAUAAACAGAAUGGAAUCUGGAGUAGUUUCUUUGAAACUAGUAAGGCAGGCACUCAAGGACCAGUGUUCUGCAGGAACACUUCUGUAGGGUGAUUAGAUAAUUAAGGAAAAAACAAUAACAACACAUUUAAAAUUACAGGGCAGGCUACAGAUAGUGAAUUCAAUUGCACUUGGGUGCUAGAGGGUACUUCAGGUUAUCCCAGAGGCUGCUGAACUCCCAAACUCCUCCCCCUGUUUGGUUUCUCCCCCCAAUACUGGGCAGUGCCAUUCUCUGCCACCAUAUUCAUCCACUUACCUGGAUGUUUUAAACUUGCUGACCUUUCCCCGGGAAGGACUCCAGUCAGCUAAUGGAACAAGCACCGCCCAGGACAAGCCGCUUGAGUAGUUUCUUCCUGGCAAAAGUUGCACUGCCAGACUUAAAUUAAAUAAAAGGCUCACCCGCUCCAGCCAAGCUAAAUCUCAAUCACCUCACGUUAUGGUUGCCCCUCCAUGGCACUGAAUACUAUUGCCUUGGAGAUAGAAAAAAGAAUAUUUGAAACGCCACACUGUUCAUGUCUAGUGCCUUAAUCAGCUCAUAAUCUAAGACUGUUAUGUUGGCUCUGUCCUGACAGGACUCCAGGUGUAUGAUAAAGUGGCCAAGAUGUUCCCAGAAGCCUUUUUAGCUGUUCUGCUGUGCACAACGCUGGCUCCACUCCAUGCUCAAAAUGAUGAUGAUGAUGUUGCUGCAGCUUCGUCCUGUACAGGUAAAAGCACAAUCUUUAAAACUCCGCCUUAUCCCUUGUCUUUUCUUUUGGCCUCCUGUUUCCUAUCCCUGUGGAAAAUUACUUGCUGACUUUUCUUCUUUGCUUGGCUCACAUUGGCUAACUUAUUCCUUUCCAUCUCACCUCACUGACCACCACUAUUACUUACUUGGAACCUCAUUUUCCACGUUGUCACCCAUUUAUUCGAUUUGGAGCUUCACUGAGAGAUAGUGGUGGACUUUACACACAUAUAAAAAACACUGUGAAAAUGCUUUUUCAAAAACCGUUUUGAAAAAUACAUUGAAUUUUUGCAUAGUUCACUGUCGCCAUCUAGUGCCACAUUUGCAUAUUGCACUUUUCAACACAUUUAAAAUGUUUAUUCACAGCUGUAUAGCUGAGUCCAGGGAGUCUCCUUCUGAUGGCAGAAUGAAGCCACUUCCUGUGACUUGUAAACUAUUAAUUAAUCAAUGCAGGCCCUCUUUUGUAGCCACAUUCAGUUUGUGACUGACUAUAAUCCCACGCAGUGCUAUUUUUCUCGAAAAAGAGAUGUCGGAGCUCUCCAAGAACACCUCCCUUCUUCUCUUGUGAUGGCAAUGGCGCCCACCUGAGAGGGGCUGGGACUGUGUUCCAGCAAGUUCUGACUGGGGAAAAAGCCCUGAUCCCAAGUUGAAUUCAAGGUUGAGCUCCAAGCCAGGUAUUUCCCAUCCUAUGCCCUGAGGAUGUGAUUGUUUUUAAGGGCACAAGUCCAAAGUGUUCAGGCCUCAUAGAGACCUCUGAGAAGCCUUGGUAUGACUGAUGUGGUUGCAUCAGCACACUUUUCUCUGCUGUUUCUAUACAGAUCAAACUGACUGUCCCAUCAGGGUGUAUUUUGUGAUUGACACAUCUGAGAGUAUUGCACUGCAGACUGCACCUUUGGGGAGUAUAGUGACCCAUAUGAAGAGCUUCAUCCCUGAAUUCAUCACAAAGCUGGAGAAUGAGCUCUACCAGAGCCAAGUGUCCAUCAACUGGCAAUUUGCAGGACUCCAUUUUUCAGAUGUGGUGAAAAUAUACAGCGAGUUCACUAACAGCAAGACGAUCUACCGUGAUCGGUUGGAGAGUGUUCAGUACAUUGGUCGGGGCACCUUCACAGAUUGUGCUAUCUCCAACAUGACAGCACAGAUCCUGUCCAAUCCAUCCCCUGGGGCUGUCAAUUACGCCAUUGUGAUCACUGAUGGCCAUGUGACAGGGAGUCCCUGUGGAGGGAUGAAGCUGCAAGCUGAAAGAGCCCGAGACGCAGGGAUCAGGCUCUUUGCAGUGGCCCCCAGCCACAACAUCUUUGAGCAAGGGCUGCGAGAGAUUGCCAACCCCCCGCUGGAGCUUUACCGGAGCAAUUACGCCAUCACAAAGAUGGAUCCUAUCAGAAAAGAAUCAACCACCGAGAUAGAUACCAAUACCAUUGAUAGGAUCAUCCAAGUUAUGGUAAGAAUGGAUCUCUCUCAGAUGGGGGUGGGGGGAAUAAUGCAAUUUCUUGAAAUACUAUUUAGCUUCAGGCAGUUUGCUUUGUCCGGGCUGAAUAUCAAAGCAGAAGCUUUAUAGAUUUUAUUAAAUUUCUGUCCUGCCCUCCCACCCAAAGGAGCCUAGCUCCUCCAAAGUACAAGGAAUGCCCUUCCAAGCACCCAGUAACCAACUAAGAGCCAGCGGUCAUUGAGGCUUCCUGGAUUUAUGGGCUUGCUCCAUCAGUAAUUUAAGCAUAAUACCAAGCAUGCAGCCUUCUUAAAACCUGUAGUGUGAUAAAAUUAUUCAGCUCAAGUCCUUUAGCUGGAAGCCAUGCCAACCACAAUUGGAGCAAAAACCAUCACUGGAUUUCCACAGCCCCACAUUCGGCCAGAGUUCUAGGCUGCUGUCCUCACUUGGGGGUUGCACGAUCUGUACAUCCAUCGGGGUGUCCCUGUCCCUACCAGCCUGGUGUCCCCCUUGGCUGCAGUGGCUGGGGAAUGAGCCAAGCCUCCUGCCUCUGGGUUAGAGUGGUGCUGCUGAAAUGACAGGCAGGGGUGAGGAGGAGCCCACCUUUAUUUCCCGUCUCAUAUUAUUCGGGGGAAGUCUGAUAAGGGUAAACUACCAGUAGGGGGAGCCCCACCGAUGCAGAUCGACUCGAGGACCCCUGGGUUCCUGACCGGCUUCGGAGGAGAUCCACACCCCCAGAUUCCUUUAAUGGAAUACCCUUAUUCAUGGAGGGGCAGGUGAUGGCCUCACCUUUCCUCCUCCACACAUUGCUAUUCCAAUGCCUACCCGCCAAACCUUACAAAGGUGUGACAAUUGCUAUGAGGUAGGCGAAAACCAAGUGGCUGGUGCCAAUUUGCCAAGUGGAAAAAGUCCUACCAGGCCCCUCAGCAGCAACCAACCAAAGUCCAUAGCAAGGCCAAUGACGCAACCUGGAAAAGGGUGGGAGAUCCUCAGUGCGAGACUGAAAGGGAAGCCUCAGAGUCGCACCACGGCUUACAUUGGCCCUGGCCACACCCCCAAGCAACCUGAUUGGCCGCCUGGCAACCUGACAUGGCUGGGGUCUCCCCUAGUGUGAUGCGGGACGCCGCCCCCACGCUGAGGCAGGAGGCUAGGCGACCUGUCCACAACCCGGCCCUACCCACUCACGGGUUUGGAGCCAAUCUCCAAAAAAUCAAAUUCUGCACAGGCCGUGCAAACUGAAUAGAUUUGCAUGUAUCCUGUUUUAUUCUGAGGCUGUUGGCAGUGGCUCCCCAAGGUCUCUGGCCCUGCUGCCUGAUUACUUUUUCCUGGGAUUGAACCUGGGCCUUUUACAGGCAAAUCAUGGUCUCUGCCACUGAGCUGUGACUCCACCACCAAGUCUUUCCUUCUACUUUGUAUAGCUUAUUCUGCCUUCAGAAUUCACAUUUUGAGUGUGUGGGAUUUGCUUUCAAAACACAAUGGCCGCAGGCAAAGUGAGGAAAAGAUGCGAAGACAACCUCUAGGGGCAAGCAAGAGAAGGCAGAAGCAAGGAGGUAAAGGAGCAAGGAGGUAAAGGAGAGCCAUCCGUAAUCACUGAAAUGUCCCUCCCUGAUUUCUGGCCCACAAGCAUUUAUUUGCAAUGCUAAAAACUGGAGAGUUGCUUUCAACAAGGGAGGGGCUGAGGUGCCUCAUGAAUGAUGCCCAGGUGAGGUGCCAAAAUCCAUGUUUGCCCAGAGGACACAGAGAGAAUAUCCAGAGGAAAGAGCUAUCUCAGUUUUCUUCUUCCUAGAUUUAACUCAGUUAAUUUUUAAAAAUCUUUUUCCUCCCAACAGAAACACGAAGCCUAUGGAGAGGUAAGUACAGGUUCUUUCCCGAAUAACAGCGUUUCAGUUGUUGACAAAAAUAGAGUUGUUUUUUUUACUUAGGACUGGAGCAAAUUCUAUUUAACUUAGUGGGAGUUAUUUUAAAUAAAACAUCUACAGGAGUGGGCCGCAAAUUUGCCUAAUUCCAUAGCCCUCGUCAGGCAUUUAUGAUGCACAAGGGGAGAGCAGGCUGCCUAGACUACCUUAAGGUGGUGUGAAUUCUCCCAGUCCCUCACCUGAACUGCAGUGGGAGGUGUUGGGUUUUUGUGGCCAUGGAGGCUCCCAGGCCUCUGAGUUGCACAGGAAGCCUCUGUGGAUACGAAAAGCUCCUGCUACAGAUGUUCCCUGUUACCACGUGAGGGGCCUGGAGGGAGGGUUAGUUAUGUUCUCUUUGAGCACAACAAUACCUGGCACAUAUUGUGUGCUUUAACUGCUGCUACAGACUUCUUAACAAAUUAUUCUGUGAAUGAGAAAGAGAGGAUUACACAAGCCAAAAUUCAGCAGGCAGCCAGUUCGUAUUGCAAAAUCCUAGGGGAAUGAAACACAUUUUGCCUACCUAGCAAGAGACCACAAAGUUCUGGUAGCAGAUCUUAGACUUCCCUCUGUGAAAUGGGGCAGAGUCCCCAGAGUCAUUCAGUAGACCGCUGGGAUUCAUUAGAUUUGGGGUGGGGGGUCUCUUUAUUUUUAUCACAGUGUAGAAAGUUAAUCAACUUCUCAGCUAUGAAAGUUCAUUUCAUUUUUUGUUUGGAUUUAUUUCAGUGCUACAAAAUGAGCUGCCUAGAAAUUGCAGGCCCACCUGGCCCAAAGGGGUUUCGGGGACAAAAGGUAAGUUGAAUGGCAUAGUUCAAUCUGGUAGAGAUUCCUAACCCAGGGGCCACAAACCACUGGUGGGGUCCAGAGUUAUCCUAAGGCAGUGCUGGCGAACCUAUGGCACGCAGAGCCCUCUCUGUGGACACUUGCGCCAUUGAUCCAUCAGGUCCGUUUUUUGUGGUUUGCAAAGGUGACAGCCACUCCCCCCCACUCCACCCUAUUCUUUUCUCGCCCACCGUGGGCUGGCCUGCAGGGAGAGGAAGAGGCGCUGCCCGCGCAGUUGCCAGAGGACAAAGUUUUGUGUAGGGAAGAGUGAGAGAAAAGGGGGCAGUUGCUCCUUUCCCAAGAAAGUGGAGCCUGAGGGGAGAGAGUGUGGGGUGGUUGCGCCCCUCUCUUGUCCCCAGGGGAAACAAAGCAGCAAACAGGGCGGGGAGGGUGGAAAAGGCGCCUUCGAAGUGCCCAGCGGUGCUUUCACUCCUUUCUCUGGGGACGUUUCCGCACAAAGUUGCACAGCAUGAGACACAGAAACACGUCAUCAUCAUUGUAAUCAUCAUCAUUUUUUAAUUUGUAUACCGUCUUUCUAUCUUACAAUACUCAAGGCGGUUUACAAGCUGAAGAAACAAAAAAUGUACCUCUUAUAACAAUCUAAUGCAAUACAAAAAUGUGAUAAUAAAACUUUAAAAUAGGCAACCGACAUCAAAAAAGUAACAUUCAACAGGUGGAAAGAGGCCUUGCUUGGUGGAGUCUCUCCCCUCACAGUUCUUCUUCCAGGACCUGCUCCCUCACGUGCGCUUGAAUUCCGCGCAGCUGAGCAAACCUUUCCUGGGGCGGCGCUAAGCUGCCCAUGCUCCGGGAAGAUGAUAAGCCCUCCUGUCUUGAGGACAAGCCAGGUGGGGGCUUGAGUCCCAGCAGUCGCCCUCCUUUGGUUCCUGUUGCGAAACCCCCUGCAGGUGGUGAGCAGUGGCGCUCCCCCGCCCUCCCGGCUUGGUGGGGUUUGAACUCCCCUUUUCUGCUGCUCAGCCAAGCGCCCAACCAGGUUGCUGUUGUGACUGUGUAAGCCUUCGUUGCUUCUCUUGGCCUUCGCAAAAAAUAAAAUUAAAACACCCCGAGGAGAGGGGAACCUUGUGCCCAGAAUGCUAUGUUGUGCUGCGAGACUGAAGUUGUGAAGAGCAUAAGAAAAUUCAGAUACCUGCCAUAGUCAAGAUUGGGGAAAAGUAGGCCAAUUGCUGGAUGUAACGCUGUUGCGGCCGUCCCUCCUAGCAACACGCAAGAUUCAUCAGUGGUUUCACAAAACCGUAUUUCUUACUCCCCGCCUCCCAAUAAUGCAAAUAUAGGAUUCUUCCUUUCAGCACUACGACGGAGAGCAAAGACCACUUUUUAAAACCUCUCCAAGUUUCCGAAAGUUAUUCAAGCCUUUGAAUUGCCUCUUAAGUAGCAUGUAUAUAACUCUACAUUUUCUGGAGGCAAUUUGUGUUUUCUUGAACUUUAGUAAAUCCGUAAUUUAAGAAAGGUAACUAUUUAUUUUGAAAAUAUUAUACAUAAAGUGCAGAAAUAAGCUCAACAAGGCCGGGGUAAAAGGUAAAGGUAAAAGGACCCCUGACCAUUAGGUCCAGUCUUGACUGACUCUGGGGUUGCAGCGCUCAUCUCACUUUAUUGGCCGAGGGAGCCGGCGUACAGCUUCCGGGUCAUGUGGCCAGCAUGACUAAGCCGCUUCUGGCAAACCAGAGCAGCACACGGAAACGCCGUUUACCUUCCCGCCGGAGCGGUCCCUAUUUAUCUACUUGCACUUUGACGUGCUUUUGAACUGCUAGGUUGGCAGGAGCAGGGACCGAACAACGGGAGCUCACCCCGUCGCGGGGAUUCGAACCGUCGACCUUCUGAUCGGCAAGCCCUAGGCUCUGUGGUUUAACCCACAGCGCCACCCGCGUCCCUAAUGCCAGGAUACGCCUCCCAAAAAAAACUCAACAACUCUCCCCGCAUUAUCCCCCAGAUUGGCACUAUGCGAUAAAUCAGUUGCAGGUUUUGGGUUGCAGUUUGGGCACUCGGUCUCUAAAAGGUUCACCACCGCUGUCCUAAGGGGUCUUGGCAGAAACAGUCUCUCCCCUCCCCACUCCUGACAGGAAUGCAGAAACUGUCUUCCAGCACUUAGCAAAAGCUUCCUUUGAAGCAGGCUUCCUCCCUCUUGUAGCAGGUAGGCAGGGGCUCCUCCGACAAAUAAAAUCCCCCUGGACAAAACUCCACUUUUGGACAAAGUGCAGUUGACUACUACUGGGCUGCAGAGUGUUAAAUGAUUAGACCAAUUGUUCUUUGACUGGUCAAUGUGUAUAAUCACAUACUCUCCAACAUUUCUCUGAUGAAAAUAGGGACAUCCUAAGGAAAAACGGGACAAAUUGGGAUCAAAUCAGAAACCGGGAUGGCUUCUCUAAAUCAAAGACGUCCCUGGAAAAUAGGGAGGUCUGUAAUAACUAGCCAUUGUGCACAUUCACUAGGCCUUAUGGAGAAUGUGCCCAUAAUCCUUCCAUGAACAGGGAAUUUUGUACAUUUCCCAGCUAGUAUGCAUAAUUUCCAAUAGCCUAUACGAAAUAUGCAUAUACUGACAGAAUUGUGUGCCUUUACAAGUGUGAGGAACCUCCUUUUAACCUCAAAUAUUUCUGAAGAUUCCUACAUGCUAAUUGUUAUAAUUUAAGUCUCUGUUAAUUAAGAAAAUACAUGAUGCGGUGGGGAGGGGGGAAAUGCUUAUGAACCCAGCAAUGCUUUUAAAUGAAUCUGCAAAUGUGCCAAAAUCAAAGAAGGCUGCAAAAAUUCAUUUAUUUCCCCCGUGUAAGUUAUUAUUAUUAUUAUUUUUUAAAUAAUUUUUAUUAACUGGCCAAUCACAUCAAAUUAAAUCACAUCACAUAAAUUCCAAAUUACAAAGCCAAAUUUUUAAAUUUUGUUGGGGGAACCCAUACUUCAAGAUCCAAAGGGGAUUCAAAUCAUCUUCUUAUUACUGCAUUAAUGUCCAAAUCAGUCCCAAUCAGUCCAAACAGAGUUCAUAGUUCUAUCCAAUCUUAUCUUGGUGUUUCCACAUCAUAUCUUGUUCAUAUAAUUUCUCUUUUUCCUUUACGAUCUCUUCUGUUAGUCUCCUUAAGCCGAUAAGCAAAUAUAAUAAUCCUGUGUGAAUUUCCCAUUCUUCCAAUCUAAGUCCAGAUGGUUUCCAUAUAUCAUCUCCUUCGUAGAUAACAUCGCUCUUUCCAUCAUAAAUUAGGCAGUUCUCACUUUUAAGUCCCACUGAGGAGUUAAUCCACGAUAUGUAAACAACUCUGUUUCUCUCUUUCUCCUCCCAGACUCAAGAGCUCCGACAGUGCCUCCCAAAAUGGCGACGGCAUUUUUAACUGCAUCAUUCCAAAACUCUUAACUUUCCAGCUUCGUCUUGGAACAUUGCUUUGGUUCGAAAAUUUAUCUCCACACAGCCUUAAAUCCACAACUUAAGUCCUUAAAACGACAUUUCUGACUCAUUAGGGGAGGGGAUUCUUGUUUAAUCACUUAGAGAAAUAAAAGAGGGUUUUUCCCUCCUCCCCCCUCAGUCAUUUGCCGUACCGUAUCUUGACGUAUCUUCUCAUAUCUUAUCCUUGUCUUGUUUUAUCAGAGAUCUCUUCUGUCAGCAGUCUUUACUCCCCCUCUUUCCUUGAAGUAUGUGCAAUUUAUCUCGUCCAAAUUGUUUCUUUUGAAGAGUCUUGCAAACUAGUGGCGCGGAUCAGAGACGGCAUCGAGGAGUGCCGGAAUCCCACAGGAGGGCUUUGUGCCUAGUGCCCCCAUCCCCACAAAUUCGGGGGUGGUAUAGGGCACAGCAGGCAAGGGCCGUCCCCCCCACAAUCCUGGAGGGGUUAAGGAGGCUAAUUACCCCCAUCAUAGCCUCCAAAUUACCUCAUGUGGGUCGGAGAGAUGUUAUUGUCAGCCAUCUUCCGAUGCGCCCCCUAGUGGCCCCCCGUAAGUUAUUAAUUCCAAAAGUAUUAAAUAUUCAUUCAUUCAUUUCCCCAAUAUACCCACUGAUCAGCCCAAUUAAUCAGCUCAAAAAGGUAUGAAAUAUACACUUCAAUUAUAAUUACAAAUAUAUUUAUUCAUUUCCCCAGUUUAUCCAGUGAUCAACAACCCAAUUAAUCAACCAAAUUAAACAGAAUACAGCUUUAUUUAUUUUUGUGGGGAUCAAAGUAUUAACUAUACUCUCCACUCUUAGUGCAGUCCUAAUCUUGACUCCCCCCCCCCCACACACACACUGCAAGUUGGGGAAGAACAAAAAAAAACCUGAUACCCUUUGGGAUGGAAAAAGCUAAAGAGACAUUGUUAUUUCCUUCCAAAUUUCUGUGAGGGAUUGCCUAGCAGAAACAUUUUUGUCCCUGAAAACUGCUGAAAUUGCCCUUCUAUUACAGUGGGGAAAAUGCAAGACAUGGUGCUCUAAUUUGUUUUAUUGUUUUAUUUGCUUUUAGGGUGCAAAGGGCAACAUGGGGGUGCCAGGUGUUCCUGGGCUAAAAGGACGACAGGUGAGUAGCUGGAAAAAAUAGGAGGACUCCCUUCCCACUCCAUUAGCCACAGGGGUGAGUUUUGAUAUUGAAUAUUCAAAUGUUCAGGAUCAUAUGGAGUAAUAUUCCAAUUUGAACACCUGUUUAGGGGUUGAUAUUUAACCAAAUCAGACUGUGAUCCUUGAAACUGCUAAAGCAGCAUAUUGAAACCUCUCUUUAAAACAAUUUCCAAGUAUCUUAGUGGUUUCAUUUCACCAUUAUAAAACAGAAGCAGUGAAACUUCAGUGUUGCCUCUUGCAGUAAUGAAGGACAUAAUGAUUUGAAAAUUUCUAACAGGGCAAUCCUGUACAUGUCCUUUCCAAAGCUCAGCGGGACUUAACUCCUGGAUAAAUGUGUAUAGGAUGGCAGUCUUAAUAUACUGUUUAAAUUAUUGCAACUAAUAAUGCUGUUUGUCUUUUUAAAUAUAGGGUGACCCAGGAAUUGAAGGUCCAAUUGGAUAUCCAGGUCCCAAGGUAAAAGAUUUGUGUCUGUUUAUCCUUCUGCCAUAUUUUUUUUUCCAUUUUAGCGGCUCACCAGUUCCCUGAUUAACCCUUCAUCUGGGGCCACAAUGUUUAACCCAGAGGCACUCAGAGGACAGGGGGAAGGCAACCGGCUACUAGUGUGAAGGACUAGUGGUAGAAAAUGCCAUGUGGUGAUAACUGCACACCUGCAGCAUUGAUGAAGCAUCCAGACCACGAGGCUGACUGCCGCGGACGAGUGCCGGAAGCAGAAGCAACUUGCCUGGCUUGGCUGGGGAAAGCAGGGCUAGCCAUAGCUGCACUGGUUGGGGCUGUUUGUCUGUUGGAUUAUAUAUAUAGCUAGCAUAUAGUUAUAUAUAAUCCAAUAUAAUAUAAUAAGGCCAAUAGGUUGUGUGUUAUUAUUUAAAUUAUGAAUAUUGAGGCUGUCAGCAUGGGCAUUUGGUGUCUGUAUUAAUGUGAAACACUAUUCUGCCCAGUCACUACCGGCCCUUGUCUAAAAUGUUUUGGAUGCAUAGUUUUCCAAGUAACUGAUGAUGGCUUAAUGCCCUUACAGUUUGCAGAGAGUCCCUAAAAUAAAUUCUUUCUGUAAAUUCUGUCGGGCAAAAGGGACAUGGGCCUCCAUGACUAGAGGCUUUUGAUGGUGCUUCUGGGUAAUAAAAGCUCUGCUUCAUUGCAAACAAAUAUGUCUUAUUUAUUUAUUUAUUUAUUUAUUUAUUUAUCUCUAGAAACCACUUAGAACUUUUUCAGGAAAUAUAUGAUCAUAUAUACAUGAAAUAUAUGAUACUAUAUCAAAGCCAGAACUCUAAAUCGAUGUCACACGUAUCAACAGACAUUAACACAAUGUACAUUUUUUGUUCCUUCUAUAGGGUAUUCAUGGUCUAAAAGGAGAAAAGGUAAGCUAUUUUAUAUACUACAUUCAGAAAAUUAUGGGACGCAUAUUGUGAUUUUAUUCAAACCAGCCAAAAUGUCACAAGAUCAGUGGCAAGCUUUCAAGUGCUCCAGAACUCUUCAUCUAGUGAGAUGUUUUACAAAAGAGGAGGGGAGGGGGAAAAUAAGAAAAGCCCAGAGAUUGGACCUCCCAGCUGGAGCCCGGAGCCAGGAGGCCCAGCUGCAGCCUCCGUUCCAAGGUGGAAAUUGUAGACAGAUUAAAUCUCCGCAAAGGAUGGUGGAGAAAUUUAAAUUCUGUCAGAUUUGCACUUUCUGAAACUAUAUGUGAACUGGAACACAGCUAUCCUUUAAAAUUCACACUUAUCUGAAUUCUGUGAUGCCGUUUUCCAACAAAACAAUGCUUUCCUGGGGGAAAGUGUCCAUAAUUAUUAGUGUAUAAUAUAUUCGUGUAAACAGUAUACAAAAUGCAUUCUGUGAGGGGAAACUGCUUGUUCAGAUUGCUUAAAUAUCUAGGGAGGUCUUUGCAUGUAAUCUUGUUUGCUAGCUUUUGGAUCAUAAUCAAUUCAGUAACAAAGAAUUAUAUAUAUAUAUAUUCCAUUCUGUUCUGCCAGCGUGGUUGAUUUUAAUAGGCUUGACUCAACAUUGUUUGCUUCCCCCCCCCCCUUCUUGUGUUUGCAGGGAGAGUUUGGAGGAGAUGGACGAAAGGUAAAGGCAAAUCCUGGAUUGCUACCUAUUAUUCCAGCUCCGCUUUCCUGAUGAGAGCAGCUUUCUCACGCUCUGCUUCUUUUCUUUUAGGGGGCUUUUGGCUUGUUUGGACGGAACGGCACAAGUGGGCAAAAGGUAAGGCAACUCAAGGAUCAGACACAGUCAACAGGUUGCUUAUGUCCUUUAAAAGGAAACCGCUAUGGGUGCCACCCCACAGCUCACAAGAGCUGCUCUGCCAAUGGAGAGUAAAGCCUGCCAACAGGCUUGUCCCACCAAAAGACCCCUUGGUUCACCUGCCAAAAGCUCUGAUGGGUGCUGGUGGACUGCUGGCAUCCUUCCCCAUGUGGCCAUGUGGACCAAGACAUGGCAUUCUGGGAUUCUAUGGGGGGCAUGUGAUAGGAACCCAAGACCUGCAAGAUCCUAAAGGUAAAGGGACCCCUGACCAUUAGGUCCAGUUGUGGCCGACUCUGGGGUUGGGGCGCCCAUCUCGCUUUAUUGGCCAAGGGAGCCGGCAUACAGCUUCUGGGUCAUGUGGCCAGCAUGACUAAGCCGCUUCUGGCGAACCAGAGCAGCGCACAGAAACACCAUUUACCUUCCCACCAGAGUAGUACCUAUUUAUCUACUUGCACUUUGACGUGCUUUUGAACUGCUAGGUUGGCAGGAGCAGGGACCGAGCAACAGGAGCUCACCCCGUCGCGGGGAUUUGAACCGCCGACCUUCUGAUCGGCAAGUCCUAGGCUCUGUGGUUUAAGACAUGGCAUUCUGGGAUUCUGAGGGGGGCAUGUGAUAGGAACCCAAGACCUGCAAGAUCCUAAGUUCCCUCAAAACACCCCAAACAAGCCAGACACAUCCCAUGGUAGCUAAUUCCCUCCUAUUUCAGACAAAGGGGGGGGGGAGAAAUUGAAAGCCCACCCCCCAGGGCUACAUCUUGCCCGAGCCAGUGGAUGUCAAGAGGCUGCAUCUUUCCCAAGGAGAAUGAACCGUCUAUAGAGUUCUCUCUACUGUUCACAGUCUCUCACUUCUUUGUUUUUGCAUGUGAUCUUUCCAGGGCAAACUGGGGCGCAUUGGACCUCCUGGCUGUAAAGGAGACCCAGGCAACAGGGUAGGAAUGUUUUCUCAUCUUGGCUUUGUGCAUUCCAGCAGUGGGGUGGGGGGCGCAGUGUUUCUUGGAGCAUGCUGCAUAAAGUAACAUGGCAGUUAACACACAAGUAACAAAUAUAAAAUAAAUAAUGGUAAUAAAAGGGCGUUUUUUUAUUGCCUCACGCCACAUGUGCCCCACUUGGCAGACUUUCCUUCCUUGCAGGUUUCUAAGCAGAGGUUGGGUGGCCAUCUGGCAUGGGUGAUUUAACUGAGAUUCCUGCAUUGCAGGGGUUGGACUAGAUGACCCUCGGGGUCCCCUCCAAGUCUUAAGAUUCUGUGAUUCUGUAUGACCACUCUGAUCGGCAGAAUUGGCACUACUACACGUGCCACAUAAUACUCAUUUUGCAGAUGUAAGAAAUUGAUCGUUUAGUGUGGAAACACUGCACUUUGGUUUUGGCCCUUGCUAAAAACAUUCUUGUUUAGACAGGUCAACCCAGAUGCUUAGAAACGCUGAGGUGAAUUUUAAUCUGUUUUAGUAUUUUAACCGAAAAACAGGGUUGUGAAUUUUUCUUGAAUCUGUUGUUUUAUCUUUUUGUAAACCGCUUUGAGGGGUUUUUUUGUUUGUUUGUUUGUUUUACAAUCAAGUGGUGUAUAAAUUUUAUGAAAUAAAUAAAUGGAGGAAGACCUGUAGAUCCUACAGUGGUGCCUCGCAAGACGAAAUUAAUUCGUUCCGUGAGUCUUUUCGUCUUGCGAUGUUUUUCGUUUUGCGAAGCAUGGUCCGUCGCAACUGCGCCACUUCAAGCGGCUUUAAGAAAAAAGCGAACAAACUCGCAAGACGUUUUCGUCUUGCGAAGCAAGCCCAUAGGGAAAUUCGUCUAGCGAAGCAACGCAAAAACCAAAAAACCCUUUCGUCUAGCGAGUUUUUCAUCUUGCGAGGCAUUCGUCUUGCGGGGCACCACUGUAUUUUAAUUUGCAUCUGAAUGCAUUCCUGGAGCUGACAGGGAGGUUCCCACGCAGGUGGGCAUCAGGGAGGGAAGAGGCGAUCAGAUUGCCUCUUUGUCGAAAGGUGGCCCAUUGCUUUCCAUGUGCAGAUGUCACCAAAAGCCAGAGCUUUCAGAAAAGAAGCAGCUCACCUUUGCCUUUCUUUCUAGGGCCCUGAUGGUUAUCCUGGAGGUGCUGGAGAGCAAGGGUUGCCUGGGGACCAAGGGAUCAAGGUCUGUACCCUUCCUCAAAGUCACUCAAGGCAGCAGUGACACAGACUCACUGAGAAUAAGCUGAAGGUGUUGCAAAAGUGCACCCAAUAUGCAGCCAGGGCAAUCGUGCUGUGCUAUGAAUAUUUGGCCACCCCAUCACAAAAGGACAUGGGAAAGGGGCAGAAAGGGGCAAUCAAAAUGAGGGGCGGAAGGAUUGGUUAGGAGCUCCUUCCUCACAAGGAAAAUCUUGUGUCUGGGUUUCUUUAGUUUUGGGGGAAGGUGGCCUUGAGGCUGUGGUUGGGGAGACAUGAUAAAGACUUAGACAUUGGUGGUGGGUAAAGAGGGGUUUCCCCACUCCCUCUUUAAGCAGUACAACUCUGGGUCAGCCAGUUUGAAAAAGGCACUAUUUCACAUAACCCGUGGAUGUGGUGACGACCAUGGUCUUAGGUGGCUCUAAAGGGGGGUUUGAAAAGCCCCCCCCCCCCCGGGGAAGAGGUUUGUCAGUGGCUACCAGCCAUGAUAGCUACAUUCAGGUGCGCCAGUCACGGCAAGCACACAGCAGAGGAGGUCUUCCCCGCAACAUCUCUUUAGCCAAGAGCUGGACUAGGCAGAUGAGCUUCGGCCUAAUCCGGUGGAACUCUUCUUCUUUUAUUGAAUCCUGGCUUUUUGGAAUGGACACAGCUUUUGUAAAAAAUAAAAUAAAAUAGUGCUAUUACAAAGCGUUUUGGCAUUUCUGUGCAGAAUGUAAAUGCUCAACAAAGGCUGCAUUGAUAAGUCUUAUAACUGCUUGAAAAUCAUGCAUUUGACUUCCAAUUCUGAUUUUGAAUUGAAAAUCCUGUUCUGUUACAGAACUGCUAUCAUUACUGCCAAUCUCUAGGUGUCAUUGAGGACUAGAGCAGGCACCGGGGCAUUCAGGCAGUGUUUUGUGUAUAUGUGCACAAACACACACACAAUGUUUUACACACAAAAAGCAGAAACUCUGUAGGUGCAAAAAAACCAGGUACAAAAGUACCUAUGUUUUCUCCCUCAAGGCAAAACAAAAAAAAUCAGAGGAAGCAGAGGAGUCAUUGAGAAAAUGUUGCAGGGAGAAAGCAUUUUUCAAAAGAGCCAGUGGUGGAGGAAGGGGGCAGGGGGGCGGUCCAACUUGGGUGCCAUCUCUGAGGGGGGGUGACAAGAAGGCACCCUGCGGGGGGCUCGCCCCGCCACUUCCAGGUGCAGCGACGCAAGCUGCCUCCAUCGUGCCACCACAGCCAUGUGCGGAGGAUCUUGACACCGUCCAUACGGUGCUAGAGUGGCGCCAUUGGCAAACCUCCUGGCAGCGCAUGUGUGGCGGCACAGGGCGGUUUGCCCUGCCCUUCGACGCCCCGCACCAGGUGCUGGUUAGUCUUCCUUCGGCCCUGAAAACAGCUCCAUGGUGUUCCUGAUUCAACCCCUACCCCCCCCAUCUAAAAUGUCAACAUGAAACAAAAACCACACACCCAGCAUAAAGGUGUGGUUUGGCCCUCAGAAGAAAAUGACUCAGAAGUAGAUGGUAUUGUGGGCAGAUCAGCAUAACAGCAUUUAAAGUGCUACAAACGGAUUGGAAGGCUUUAUUAAAAAUUGCCCAGGUAUUUAUUGUGGCUGUUUGGUGUGUUUCUAGUGUAUAUGCAUAAUUCUUGAACCCGUAAGAAUGGAGCUGUGUAACAUAUCAGCUAUUUAAUGUCAAUUGUCAAAUACCAAACACUGAAUAUAUAGUAGUUGCCAUCUAUUUUACACCAGAAUUCCCCCAAAAUUGGUUUGGGGAAAAUUUCAGACUGCUUAUACUGCUGCACAUACAAUUCAGUUUUGAUCUACGUGGAUGUAGAGCUGGUGUGACCAUUUCUUACUACUUCUGUUUCUGCUUACUCCUUCUGUAUCAGGGUGAUCCUGGCCGUCCUGGUCGCAGCGGACCGCCUGGGUUGGCUGGAGAGCAAGGAAAUCCGGUAUGUACCCCUAAAAUUUUAGACAUGCUCUCAGGGGCAGAUCUACUAUGAAAUUAAUGAAGCUUAAACUCCUGGAGGGGCCCCAGAAGCAAUUUUAGUCCACAUUGCUAGUAGACUCAAUUUGAGUCACAUGACUUAAAAUGAUUGCUUUUUUGUUCUAUGUAUUUCAACAAUCCCAAAGUUUGAGAGUCAGUAGCACAAAUGUUGUAAAGGUUUUGUGAUCUGUUGUGGAAAAACCCAUCAGUGGUGAUCCCGUUGAAGAAAAUAACAGGGGUUACCCAGACCUCAUUGCUGGUUGUGAAGAGACCGCCAUAACAGUUCAAGCUUCAGGGCCCCCCAAAACGUAGGUCCACCACUGCAUGUUAUAAAACUGCUAGAUCUCUUUGAAGUUCUGGGCCACAGUCAGAAGUUAUCCUGUUGUUAUCAUAGUUGUCAGAACAAGAAUUGAGAAAAUUGGCAGCAUUGCAUUAAACUCUCCAUGCAGUGAUCUGAUUCUGUUCCAUUUAUAGCAACUGCAAUAUGCUAGGCGUUGAAUAAGCUGAACUUGGCUAGUUCCACCCCCACCCCCACCCACCCCACACACAUGAACACAUUUAAAAGGGCAUCAAAUGUUAAUCAGCCCAAGGUCUGGAAGAAGAGGAACGUUUUUGCUUGGCACCUAAAAUGUAUAAUGAAGGCAUCAGACUAACUUUCCUGGGGAGAGCAUUCCACAGACAGGGAGCCAUGGCAGAAAAAGGCCCAUCCUCAUGUUGCCACCCUCCAGACCUCUUGUGACACACGAGAAAGGUCCUCAGAGGAUGAUCACAGAGUCCAGGUCAGAUUAUAUGGGGAGAGGCAGUCCUUGAGGUAUUGUGGUCCCAAGUCAUUGAAGGCUUUAUAGGUCAAAACCAGCACUUUGAAUUGGGCCUGGAAACUAGUUGGCAGUCAAUGCAGUUUGGCCAGGAUCAGUGUAAGAUGCUCAAACUGUCUUGUCCUAGUGAGCAGACUGGCGUUCAAAUUCUGCACCAGUUGAGGUUUCCAAAGCAUCUUCAUAGGCAGCCCUACAUAUAACACAUUGCAGUAAUCUAACCUUGAGGUUAUCGUAGCAUAAGCAGCAGUAGUCAGGCUAUCCUUGUCCAGAUAGGGGCGUAGCUGGACCACCAGCUGAAGCUGAUGGAAGGCACUCUGGGACACUGAGGCCACCUGAGCCUCAAGUGACAACAAAGGAUCCAGGAGGACCCCCAAGCUGUGCACCCACUCUUUCAGAGUGGUAACAGCAAUGCAAGAAGCGGCCCAGCACUUCCACUGCUGACAGAGGUCAUCAACAUACAGUGUGACCAGAGCAGUUUCUGUGCCAAAAGUGGGCCUAAGAUUAAGAUGGAUCUCACCAUCCUGCAUAAGAUGUGACUCUUUGUACUGUCUGUGCCCCAUUAUACGUAGGCUGUGCUCUGACACCUCCCUUCCUUGCCCUUCCCUUCUCCCCAAAGGUCUUCUAAUGCCGUUUCCUUUUAUUUUUCAAAGGGACCAACAGGCACCAAUGGAUCUCCUGGCACUCCUGGCACAAAGGGAGCCAAAGGGAGCCCUGGAACUAUUGGACCCAAAGGAGAACCUGUAAGAUUCUAACCCCACUUACUUCAUCUGUCUGUCUGUCUAUCUAUCUAUCUAUCAUCUAUCUAUCUAUCAUCUAUCGCAAUAGCAAGAUUUGCAUACAGGCAAGUAUUCUAGGCUGCCACUGCUUGACUACACUCAUAAAUGCAUAACCAAGACACAGAUUUCAGUGACAUUGGUUCUUACUCCAUCUUCCAGAGCAAUAUUAAAAUUGGAUUUGUUCACAAUCAGCGAUUGAGAUUCAUGCCAGAUCUGUGCAUUCCAGUAUGCAAGCAACCAAAUGUCAUCCAGUAGGAAGUUGGAUAUGUGCUGACAUUUAAUUUGAUUGUCCUUUUAACAGAGGGCAUGAUCCAGCCCGCAUAAAGCACUUUUAAGAUGCUUUGGUUUCAGUUGGAGAGUUAAAUUUAACCUGAAAUUUCUCUCAUUGAAAUAAUUGUGCUUUAGAAAGAGCUUAACUUUGGCUGGACCAGACACAAAGCUAGUAUAGGAAUUUAUGUCUCCCUUUCCCACAAACGCCACACCCCACUUAUGGGAUUAUAUUCACAAUAUUGAAAGCAUUGUUUCUUGCUUUUACUUUAUCUUUAUCUUUCUUGCAAUAAGUGUCAAUCCACACGUUGCACAGAAUUAUGUCCUUCAGGUUUGCUUUACUCUUUUAACCUAGCUGUGUGGAAGCAGAAGGAGAGAGGAGAAGCCGAGAAAGGCUACUCUCCUACUUGGUCCUUUUACAGCUCCUCCUCUCUAAGCCUAUUUUUCACCUAUGUAUGGGAAGAAAGAUACUGAGUCCCCAUAGCAUCCCCUGUGGAUGAAAAGGCAGCUUGGGAAGGACUAUUUUAAGCUAGAAAAGUAACAGAGGAGAAGUUACGCAACCUUUCCCCACCUGAUCACGCUAGGAGGAGCCCCCCGACUUGAUUUGCAAUUAAGCUUGAAGAAGUGAGCUAUUUUGCCAGGUGACUCAAAAAAUAGUUCAAUUUAUCUGGGUAACUUUCAGGAACCUUUUUGCAUCCCUAAUGACAUCAAGGGUGCAAGGUGGGGUCUGAAUGCUACGGACGCUGCUCCGUCUCUGGCAAGAGCAUUGCAUGAAAGGGGGCGUCAUGGCAAUGGGAGAAGUGGGCCCCUCUUUCUACAGAGGUUGGAGCCAUCCUUCAGACACGCCUAGUUCUUUCAGCUCAAAUAAGGCACAAGGGUUGUGCUUGAAGAGCAUUUGCUCAAGAUCAUUUUGUUUUGUUUGCUUUCAUUGUUCCUUUUUUUUAAGGGCCGUCGUGGUGAUCCUGGAACCAAGGGGGGACCUGGAGGUGCUGGACCCCCAGGCGGGAGAGUAAGUUCAUCAGGUUUCCAAAGUAAUGGAAGGAAAUCCACCCCUAAUUAACUGGGGGGUGGGGGCGGGGAGAGAGAGAGAGAGAGAGAGAGAGAGAGAUUCUUUAUUAAUUUUUAUUCCAGUCAUAAUGAUUGUAAAAUAAGCCUGCAAAACAACAAAAGCACAUUUGUUGUUUUUCAUAGAAUCAUAGAAUUGUGGAGUUGGAAGGGACCCCAAGGGUCAUCUAGUCCAACCCCCUGCAAUGCAAGGUUAUUGUUGCUUAAUUUUUAAAACCAAGCUAUUGCACAAGACUGACUAAAGCUGACUAAACCCUGCUGUAUCUUCUAUGUGAUUAGCCUCCAAGAAGUAACCCCCACAUGCACUCUCUUGCAAGGUCUUGAGAGAGCAGCUCCUCUGAAUUGGGUUGCCUAAGUUCAGAUCUGCUUUCUUAAGAUGGAGGAAGAGACACUCCACUGGUCGCCCUCCUAGGAGGAGCACAUGGCCACCCACUGAAACAGCACGCAGGUGACAAACCACCCAUCCAAAGAAAAAAUGAUAAUGAGCAUUGGCUUGCAGGUCCAUAGCAGGCUAUCUGAUUUUUCUGUGGGUAAAUCCAGAUUAAAUGAAGAAAAACUCCAGGCUGGCAUUUUGAGGAAAUCAUUGGUGGUGUGGAUGAUGCGAACUUGUAUGCAUAAGUAAGCACUCAUUCCGUAGCAGAUUCCGCCUAAAAGCACCAUGACCUCAAGCAUCAGGGAGAUGGUGGUCGUAGCUAUAGCUAUGGCUGCAGCUUCUGUGAGACUUCUUGUCACCAGAGAAGGUCUAGGAACUUGCUGAACUUGGACUGAACAGAUUGGCUCUCUAAUGCCUUGUUUCUUCUUUCACAGGGAGACCCUGGUUCUGAGGGCCAGAGAGGGCUACCAGGAGAAGUUGGAAACAGGGGAGGCAGGGUAUGAAAGAAUGACAAAAUGGCAGAACAUUUUCCCUCCAUGCACAGGAGGCAACAGGGGCUCCCCAAGCAGCUUAUUUGAAAGCAUAUUUGAAGAUACUUGUCCAUCAAGGACUGAUGAGAUUGGAGUGCCAAAUUUGAAUCCGGCAAAAUGGGGCUCAAAAUGAUGUUGAGUGUUGAGCACAUCUUAUCGGGGGGGGGGAGACAUCCUCUGCUCCACUCCUGAGGACAAAAGCAAGAAAACAGUGGGGGAGGGAAAGAGUUGCCUCAUCUCAGCUGCCAACUGUUAACUAAUUAGAUAUUUCUUCCCUUGAACAGUCUGAAAUGUUUACUUCAUGCAAGGUCUGACUCUCCCUCUCAUUUCUGUGUUUCACAGGGAGAGCGAGGAAUGCCUGGCCCACGAGGUAUUCAAGGUGGUUUGGGAGAACCAGGAAAGCCUGUAAGUUUCAUUCACAUGCCUCUUCCACCUGUGGGCAUUGGCUUGCUCUCCAUGCAGCUGGCAAGAGAAGCCCCGUCUGCCAUCCGCCCCCAGCAAACAUCCUUUUCGUUGUGCAUUCAUGACGAUUUGUGCUCAUGGCAGUAUUGGGGAGGUGAUACACAGUCUUACUUUCAGUACUGUUUGAGCCUUCAUCAUUUCCGAUCAGUGCAUGUCCCUUAACCUUCCGCUGAGAUCCCAUAACUCCUUGUAUCACAAAUGUUCUACCUAAUUUUUUUGUCCUGCUUUCCUUGUGCUCCAUAGUGCAGGAGUUCCCUGCCAAAUGACAAUAAAGCAGAAACACUGGGAAGCUUCACAGAACAACUGAUAAAGUGGAAUGGAGUGCAGACAAUCUAGUAUAAAUCUUCCAUUGAUGGACUAUUAUAGCAUCAAUGACAUACCUGCAAAAAAAAAUCCAGUCUGCGGAGGCUUUAGGAAUAUUUUGUCUCAGCUUUUCUGAGGUCACAGAUUAAUUUCAUGUCAAUCAGGAUUUAAUAUCAGAAACAUUGUCCCCCAUUUGUGUGUGAGCAAGAAGAGUUUCCUCUGAGACUUCCCUCCUGUCAUACGGAAUCAUUGUCGUGUUGAAAAUCACAACUGUAGUAGCAUCUCUGCCCCUCGUACAGAUUAACAGCAGCACACACCCCAACUCACCAUGUGCUUUAUGCAACACUCUUUUGCAGGGCUCACGAGGGGAUCCCGGUGAUUCUGGUGUCAGGGGCGACCCCGGGGUGCCAGGUCCAAAGGUAAGCCAACACAGGAUUGUGUUUACAUUUGAUAUUGUAAUGUUGGUCUGAUCCCACAGGCCUCAUCACUGGCCUCUUUUAAUGCUGGUAAUUUUCUAGCCACAGAAAGUCUCUUUUUCCUUAAGCAGUCCAAGCUCCAGAUUUUUCGUAUCUGUAAUUCAAUGUAAUAAAGGACUUGUUGCCAUUAUUGUUGGGGGAUUCUUGCUGACUAAAUUAGGAACUGGAGUUCUGCGGCAGCUCAGUGUGCAUCUCAAUGCGCAUCCGCUUGCCGGACCUUUUAACCCCAAGACAUAACAUACUGUACUCCAAAGGAAGGGAGAUGUGGCCAUUUCUGCAAAUAUAGAAUCUUUGAAGAAUCAUUCUCUCUUUUUAAAACAACAUUCUAGGGUGACAGAGGAAGACCUGGCUUUAACUAUCCCGGUCCAAGAGGAGCUGCGGUAUGUUUUGUUCACGUAAAGUAUUCACACAUUGAAAUGCCUCAGUUGGAAAGGAGGCUUCACAAAUUGCUAUAGAAAUUCUUCGUCUCCAGCCUCCUUCGGAGUAGGCCACUCGGCUCUGGCAACAAGCCAUUUGGGGCCGUGAGUUUAAUGCUGUCAUUUUCUAGACUUACUGAAUGUUAUUAAAAUAGGGUUUCAUUUUUAAUAUCAUUCCAGAGAUAUGAAUGGGGCUUGAUGUUGUUAUUUUAAACUGUUUUUAAGCUUUUAGGAUUGGGCAAAAUAAGGUGCUUGAUAUGGACAAAUGAGCAAAUAACUAAUAAUUAAAUUAUUAAAAGUAAAUAUUAUUUUCCUUAUGUGUUUGAUGUACAUCAUCAUUAUGGUGAAAGCUACUCCAGAAUCAGUUUGCUGUUUUAAGUGUCCUCUAGAAAUAGGAAUCUAUUAAAAAUAAAAAAGGAAGGAAGGAAGGAAAAUGGUGAAAUCUGAAUCAAAACUGCUUUAGUUAUAUUACACAUUAUUUAAAGCAUACAAUAGGAAGAGGGUAUUUUUCUGAGUCCAUUAGAUUAUGCCAGUGCACAGCAAAAUAUUGAAAAAGACAUCUUUGCAAGAGAUCACUACAGUUUCAUUUUUCAUUUUGAACCCCUUGACACGUCUAAGAAAUCUGGGAGCAAAUCAGUCCUGAUUUCCUUUUACUGGUGCUUUUUAAUGCAUAUUCUAGAUUAUGACAUGUAAAACACCUAGAGGUUUUCUGUAGAGCAGGGUUUCCCAAACUUGGGUCUCCAGCUGUUUUUGGACUACAAAUCCCAUCAUCCCUGACCGCUGGUCCUGCUAGCUAGGGAUGAUAGGAGUUGUAGUCCAAAAACAGCUGGAGACCCAAGUUUGGGAAGCCCUGCUGUAGAGUAAGCAGUACAUAAAUUUUGUGAAAUAAAAUAAGUUAAGAAAAUAUGCCUUGCCCUUAGUGAGGGCGCUGCACACCUCACUCUCUCAGGAGAAGGAUAGACCAGGUGGAGGAACAAGUCGUCCAUUUCUGCCCAGUCCGGAAUCAACUGAGGUCACUUCAAGAGGCUGCUAAUCAGAUGUUCUAAGAGCCCCUGUUUUCUGUUGGACCCACUGGAAAAUUCCUGUGCUCGGCAACUCUAGAUGCCUAGUUGGCCACAACUGUCAUUUACUUUAGAAUUUGUCCAUCCUUGCUAUGUCUGGGUAAGCCCAUGAAACUGAAAGCUGACUGGCUCUUCUCUGUUUCCAGGGUGAGAAAGGUGAGAAGGGGCUUCCAGGACCAGAGGUAUAGUAUGAUCACACUUGCCACCUUAUUCUGCCAACAAAGCUAGUGAUCCUGUUCUUUCUUUGAAAUGCUUAUGAGGAUAUGAGGAUAUGGAGGGCCACUUCUCAGGCUGUGUCCACACAGAAGCUGUUGUGUGGCUUGUUUUUCAUAUCAGUGGAACACCAAAGCACUCGUUGAGCUCUGUCCAAUUAAAUAAUUCUCAAGUGGCUCAGUGCUGUGACUCCUGGUGCCAUUAUGAAGUACAGUUGUGCCUUGGAAGAAGAACGGAAUCUGUUCCAGAAGUCCAUUCGACUUCCAAAACUUUAGAAAACCAAAUCGCGGCUUCUGAUUAGUUGCAGGAAGCUCCUGCAGCCAAACAGAAACUGUGGAAGCCCUGGCGGACGUUCGGGAUCCAAAAGAACAUUCGCAAACCGGAACAGUCACUUCCGGGUUUGCGGUGUUCGGAAGUCAAAACGUACGAGUUCCAGGGCAUUCGACAACCAAGGCACGACUGUAUACAGUACAAGGCUUAACUAGUGUUGAUGUGGAUUAUUUUCUCUGUACAGCCAGGCUUUUUGUCUGAAAAAAUGCAUUCUGCUCUCAGUUACUUUUCCUCUGUGCUUCCAGCUUAGCUCUAAGCCUUCAGGCAUCAGCACAGAGAACUGCUUUAAAGGAAUAAUAGAGGUGCCCUUAAAGGAAUGAUAAAAGAUAAAUGGGGGGUUGAAAAGGGGGGCAGUAGAGAAAAGAAAAAUCUUUAUUCUUCUUGUCAGUGUUUGUAAAAAGCAAAAAAAAAGAAGGAAAGGGUUCUGACCUCCCUUUGUCUCUUCAGCCUGGUCCUCGGACCCUUGUCUGCAUAAAAGAGUCCACGAGAAUAUCCUUGCAGAGUUUUAUUCUUAAAAGUCUUUGUGCAAAACACGACUGAAUAACUAUACACACCAGCACUAACCAACCAACCAACCCAAACACCAGCCUCAGCACAAACUAACAUUUCUCACUUUAUAUAUACAACCUGCUGCAGGCCGCUGAGCCAUGCUGACCCAGCUUUAUUCGCAUUAAAGAAACAGCGGCCAUUUUAGCCGUGACACUUCUAACAUUUUUUUGGAACAGGGUGCAAGAGGUGACUUUGGACUAAAAGGCCCCCCAGGAAGCAAAGGAGAAAGAGGUGAACCUGUAAGUAGACUCCUAUUACUAACAAAUGUAUGGAACAUAAACAGUUAGUUAGUUAGUUUGAUUCACAAUGUGGAUUUGCUGGACACAAAAGAUAUUGGAGCUAAAUUUCAAUUUGUGUUGCCCUUUCACCUGUCAGGGUUUGGGGUGAUAAGUCUAGGAUACAAUGGGAUAAUGCCUGUCUUUCGUAAACUUUGAGCUCCCUGAUAAAUUUUAAAUUAUACUCUAGGACCACCAGCUGAAUAUAGGACGCCACACUUCUAAAUAGCUGAUGCUGUGUAGACAUCUUUAAAUGCCAGUGAACAUAGCCCCCUUCAGUUGUUCAGAAGAACGCACAAACUGCAUAGGGGCACACGAGCAGCCCCUGCCCACAGCGUUGAACACAAAAGUCUCUUUGGAUAUUCUAAUCAUGCUGAGCUGAAUGCAGUUUAAAUUCUCCCUUUGAUCCAGAACCUGAUUACUAGUUGCCUGGAAAAUUCUCGCCAUGUUCUGCUGCACACAGCAUGAACCCCCCUGCAGACCUUUCUGCUCAGUGCACAAAAGGCAGGCAGGGCCGGCACAUCCAUCUGCACACAGUUUGAGCCUCACGUGUUCUUCUGAACAUUCAUGUGUCUGGGAAUGUGGAUAGUACUAUGUUUCCCAGACCUGUUUACACUGAUGUCUGUAGAUGAAUGUGUGCAGGUUUGAUCUCUACAUCUUUGUUGUGAGAAAUUCUGGUGUCCACUGGUGUAUCCCAUACUGGUGAUCCCUGGUGCUGCAUAAAUUCUCUCAAUCACAUGGCUAAACAAAUGUGGAGGCUCCUGCCAUACCUAGCUAGCCCCUGGGUUUGUCCUCUAUGGAGAGGAAGAAGGGUUUUAGGUUUCUCAGUCUGUCUAUCUGGUAAUUCCCACCUGCUUUUCAGGUUGCUGGUGUCUAUUAAAAAAGAUGAUGUGAUAGGCUGGAGACAGGCAAUACUCAAGCUGGGUUGAAACUGGUUUGAGAGAUGUUUUGCUUCUCAUAGCAGAGAGAAAGGAAAUAUAUAUUUUUCACAACUGUCAAUGAGGAUAAAAGUACUCAGAAUAAGUAAACACUUUGUGUGCUAUAGAAAUUAUUGGUAAAAAAAUAUUUGAGAUAUUGUAAUGGGUAGAUAGGAUGGGUAAGCAAAUAGAGUUUCUCCUGGUCUCUAGGACACUGAAUUCAUGUUAAUUGAAAUACUUUUUUCCCAUUCGUGUUGCUUAACUUAUAAGCAUGCAAUUCUUUCCCUCUCUCUUUUUCUAGGCUGAUCCUGGCCCACCCGGUGAGCCUGGACCCAGAGGACCUCCAGGCGAAGGAGGCCCUGAGGUACUGCAGCUGAGUGUUGCCUUGGGCCCUAGAUCUUGCCAGCUUUGAUAUUCUGGAGCUGGAUCACAGGACCCUGGGCAGUUGUAUGUUGCACAACAUGAGCAGCCACCAGGCACAAAAAAUGAAAUGAACAACCUGAGCCUGCUGAAUACAGAUUUCCAUUUUAAGGAAGAGAAAACAGAUAUGUCUUGAAUUCAGAAUUUUGAUUUUAAAAAAAUAAAUAUGUAUUAUACUUGAUGAGCAUUCUGAAUCUGAAUUCAGUGGUCAGCUCACCUCAAAAGGGAUAUUGUGGAGCUGGAAAAGUUUCAGAAAGGGGAAACCAAAGUGAUCCAAGGGGGUGGAGCAACUCCCCUAGGAAGAAAGGUGGCAGCGGAAGUUUAUAAAAUCCAGCAUGCCAUAGAGAAGGGGGGGGCAAUCCCUCUCUCAUAAGUCAUGGACAGCCAACAAAGCUGAAUGUUGGAGGGUGAGGGACAGGCAAAAGGAAGUCCUUCUUCAGACAGCACAGUUAAGCUAUGGAUAGUGAUAGCAAUUUAAGGCUCAUCCACUUUUCCACUUAUGCUCUUGAGCUGCCAGUGCUCCCAGGGUGACUUGUGUAAAAGCAGUACAAAUAUUCACAAAUGAUUAAGAUGGUAAAAAUGGUCUGUAGGUAGCCUAUUUAAAACAGUAGUGAUGAUGAUGAUGACGUUAUUUCACCCCUGUGGCUGCUGCUCGUCUUCCUCACCAGGCAAUUGGUUCUGAGGCCUCUGUGAGGGAAGAAGGAACUUGGUCUCCAGCUGCGGGAAAUGGUGUGCCCUGUAAAUUAUCCUUUCCCUGCUCCUGUGGCCAAGUCAAGCCCAGUAGUAUGGAUGGAGCAUAGCUGAAUGUGUGUAAGAGAGAGAGAGAUGAAACACCCCUGAAGUCUUCUUCUCCAUUUUUUUAUAGGGUGGCCCUGGCCCUGCUGGAGAUCCUGGCCUGACUGUAAGUGGAUAAAGAAAAACCUAUAUUUAUUCUUCCACCUGUGGAGCUGGAUACCUAUCUAGUGUCAGUUCCAGUUUACUGUGGAAUAUAGCAGGAACAUUAAAAUGGUUGCUUCCCACCAUGUGGAAGAUAUUCCUGAUGAAAUCUUGAGUGAUGUCCUCUUGUGCACAGUAAAGGGAGAAAAGCUUGUGUAUUAUUCAGUCAAGUUUUCACAAUGACAAGAUGCAAAUGAACACUAGCAGAAUCGUCCCUCAAACUGCACUGACUGAUUUCCUACCAGAUCUUGUCAUGCUAUCAAACAAUUUAGGACCUUACAUUCAUUAUAUUCUUUCUUUUUCUUGAUAGGACUGUGAUGUGAUGGCAUACAUCAGAGAGACCUGUGGCUGUUGUGGUUAGUUCAGAGUCUUCUCCUUGAGGACUUAUAAGAAUAAUUAGUUUGCAUAAUCUUGCUUUAGAGUAGGAUGCCUCUCCCAGGAGGAUGCAUUUUAUUCCCAAACAAAGAUCGUAGUCAUGCAGUGAUUUCCCUCUGUCCUUCUGUGGGAGCCUUACUUGGUCAGAGACUAAAUAGGUUUCAUGAGUUUGGCAGAGACAUCUUACUGUGCCUUUGGUACUCCCAAGAAAUGUUUAAUCACAUAUAAGAAAAGGAAAUACUGUCUCCAGAAGUUGAGAAAGAGGGGAAUUUGUACAGAGAGAGAGAAUUAAUGUUGCACCAUGCUUUGGGUUUGGGAUGCGAUGCCUCAAGCAUGCCUCGUACACUCCAUGAUUUAAAAGUACUUGGUGCUUUAUCAUAGAAUCUUAGAUGUGGUAUGGUAGAACAUACGUCCUUCGGACUCAGGCCCACCAUUUUGUGAAUAUGCAAAAAUGCCCAUUCCUCAUUUAAACUUCUAAAUCGCAGUGCUAAUCAAAGUAUAAAUUUGGGUUACAUGGGGUUGCACUUACAAGAAGGCUUGAAGAACAGGUGCUUCGUAUGCAGACCUUUCAGCUGCAAUGGCACCACUGCAUUUUCCAGUGCUGCCCAGAUACAGAAACCAGGCCGGGAGCAACCCCUUUGGUACUGUUCCUCUGUAUCCACUGCUGAUCCUGGAGGCAAGAGCUGGAAAUAGCCGUACCUCGCCCUGCCUCUCUCUAGGAAAGAACACUGCAGUCAUUGGGAAACACAAGGAAGGACUGUUAAUAGCCUGCUUGUUGUCCCUCAGAUAUGUGGCUUUAUAACACAGCAUGCCAUCUGUUCCAGGGUCCUCUAGGUUGGUGCUGUGGUCGGCUGGUUUUAUGGUGUUUGGAUGCAAAGCUUCUGACUGCUCUGUCUCUGCUUUCCAUAGACUGUGAGAAGCGGUGUGGCCCCUUGGACUUAGUCUUUGUUAUAGACAGCUCAGAAAGUAUUGGCUACACCAAUUUCACCCUGGAGAAGAACUUUGUCAUAAAUGUGGUGAGCAGACUUGGUUCCAUAGCCAAGGAUCCAAAAUCUGAGACAGGUUAGUGGUAUGGCUGAGAAUCUGAUUUUAUUGCUGAACAUUAAAUGUGAUGAUGAGAUGCUUGUGCAUUGCCUAACCCAAUAUUGGGAACUAAAAUAUCUCUUGGUUUCUAGAAGUGUUCCAUUUGCCUUGAUCAUGUUGAGCAUGUGUUGUGUGUGCCAUCUAACUGCGCUUGCCACCAACUCCUGGCUCCCUUCCUUCCCUCACUGGGCCAUGUGGCAAGUGCAGAAGCCUGGGGAAAGAGGCAUGUGCAAAGAACGGAGAAGAGAAUCAUGGCAGGAAUCUCUCUGCUGUUUCUUUCCUUCUCCAAAUAGCAGCACAAAUGAGAGAAAUCCAUGGUUCUAGGUGUGUCAGAAGGUCUAAUGGCAGAGCUGGGACUUAACUCUUUUGUGGAGAAGAUCGGACACACAGGAGAGGCUUUUCUUGUUUCUUACCUGUUCCAAAUUGCAGUGCAAACAAUAGCAUGGGCAGCCAUCCUUACUGGGCCACCUCCCCCUUGGAGGACCCUAGCGAAAGGACUUGUGGACAUCCAACUUUGACUUUGUGUCCUGCAAGUGCUGCAUUUGUCACAGGAAAGCUUGUGUGUGUGUAGAAAUGCCUUUGAUUAGAACUGCUUUGAGUGGGACACUCUCUGGAAGUGUUUGAGACAUGGCAGAAGAGAACAGGCACCUGUAUUCCUUACAUAAGUCUGUACUACAUCUGGGCAGCUUUUUCCUAACUGUUCUCCUAAAUGCAAAGGAUUUUAAACCACUAGCCCAAUAUACAGAGCCUUUGGUUUUCAGAAGGCUCUCUGGCUGCAGGGCAAUGUGAUGUCUGCCUUAAGGGGAAAUGAGGUCUCUCUUGGUUCAGGGAGGUGGAGCUGAUGGUUUCUUUCUCUGCCAGGUGCCCGUGUUGGGGUGGUGCAAUACAGCCACGAAGGGACAUUCGAAGCCAUCCAGCUGAACGAUGACCGCAUUGACUCCCUCUCCAGUUUCAAAGAGGCAGUGAAGAAGCUGGAGUGGAUUGCCGGGGGCACGUGGACCCCCUCUGCUCUUCAGUUCGCCUACAACACCCUCAUCAAGGAGAGCCGGAGAGACAAAGCCCGGGUGUUUGCUGUGGUGAUUACAGAUGGGCGCCACGAUCCCCGGGAUAGUGAGUCCAACUUACCGGCUCUCUGCAGCAAGGGGGUCACAGUCCAUGCCAUUGGGAUUGGUGACAUGUUCAACAAGAAGGAGGAAGACGAGACCCUGAGCUCGAUUGCCUGUGAUGACGACAAGAGAGUUCAGAGAAUGAAGUUGUUUUCGGAGCUAGUGGCUGAUGAGUUCAUCGACAGCAUGGAGCAUGAACUUUGUCCAGGUCUGUCAGUCCUGCCCCAACUGGGGAUGGAACGAAGUAGUGGGAAUGUGAUCCUAACUCCCUCAGCUUUUGCUUUGAGGUUUAUGGUCACAGCCUCUGCAAUUUAAAGCAGCCUCUCUCUCUCUAUAUAUAUAUCUCUAUCUAACUAUCUAUCUCUAUCUCUCUCUCUCUCUCUCUGUCCUGGCACUAUAUGUUCAAAGUGGGCCAUAAUGGGCUACAUCAAAGCCAAUAGCAGGCUACAUUACAUCAUUCUGAUGGGGUCUAGGGCCCAUCCUUUCCCAAGGGGUGUCAGACUGGUCACAACAUGUUUCAAAAAGGACUAAAACUGAAAAGUAAAAAAAUAAAUAAAUUGUGUACAACUGUAUUGGGAGAAAUCCACACAAUCCCAGUAUUAUUAAUACUGUAUAUCCCAGACCCUGAAAAUAGUAGUGCAGCCCUGAUGCAAGCCAGUCCUGCUGAUCUUGUACAGUCACCGUAUUUUGAGCCAACUAGAAACCUCUGAAUAAAUUUCAAAGCCGGACUGUUGGAGGACACAUCAUAGGAGUCAAACGUGGAGAGUCUGUCGGCAUAUUUGCCAGUCCCCAGGUAUUCAACUGGAGGCCCCUAACAUGCCCUGUAGCCUCUUGGUUGAGACUGAAAUCCUAGAUCUAUAGGAUUUACUUCCAAGUGUAAGGCCCUCUUUUUACCUCCAGUGGUUGGGGAAACUGCCCCAUAGGUGGUGCUGAACCCUGUGCUCUUGGGAAUCUGCUGGAUGCAGCCCGUGGGACUGACUCUGUUUCCUUCUCAAGCGCAUUUGUGUCCUUGAGCUCUUGCUCGUCUGGAUAGAGAGGGGCGUGGGAGGUUGGGUUGCAGAAACCUCUGACUUCUGUGUGCCUGACCAUUAUUAGACCAGUAGUGUUCUGCAUGGUUUCAAUCAAACAUUUUCAUUCUUAUUUCAGAUCCUCAGAUUGUCUGCCCUGAACUACCCUGCCAAACAGGUAAAAGCAUUUGUCAUUGUGUCCCUGCCACCCCCUCCCUGUUCACUGUAUCACCUGAUUUGGAGAAAUAAUGGAAAGUUCUAGUCCAGGAAACAGAAGGUGGGGGAGGGAGAGCUUAUGUUGACCAGAAUGUCAAUACGUCUCCUUUUCAACAUUAUUCCAUUAUACUUAAUCAUCUAUAUCUCCAAGUAAAUGUAUUUUUGCAUUACAGCUAGUUUACAUCCUGGGAAUAGCCAUUUACGCCUUGAGAAUGUGUGCCAAUAUUGUGGCCAUUCCGGAGCCUUCUCUGAAACAGUCUGUCAGAGGAUAGAAACACUCAAUUUGUGGGGAUUUCUGCUCCAGUCCUCCAGCCAGACAACAAGUAGACAGGUUUAUGACAGGAAGAAUGUGAAAUGCUCCACAUUUGCAGAGUCGUGAGGAAGACCAGUUUUAGUGCGCAAGGCCAUAUGUGUAAUGAGCUCUUGAUAAAACCUCAUAGUGUGAUGGACACUCAUGCUAAGGCACUGCUGGCCUGCAGGUUUAGGACAAAACCAAAUGCUCUUUGAGCUAUGCUUUUCCAAAGAGCACAACCCUUUAAAUCUGGAUCAGAGGGAUACGUUCAGCACUGCGCAGUCAAGGCUUGUUAGAAGCUGAUCCUAGCCCACAAAUGAACAUCAGGCAAGACCCUUUCUAUAACUGACAGAGAACAGAGGAACCAGAUCAGGGCAAAAGCCUGCUUAAGUUAAAAGAGAUAAAGGGAAUUGAUCAAUGCGUAGUAUUUCUAGUGCUGUUCUGUAAGUCCUACUAUUAUUUAGAUUUGGUUGUAGUUUUCAUUAGGGUGGGGUUUCUGUUCUUGUCCCUGCUCAUGUCAGUGGAGCAUGCAUAAGCGCCCCCCUUACCCCCCCCCCAUUUUGUCCUUUUCUGCAGACAUUGGCAAUUGUGCAUCAAUGGGGCAGGCCUAAAAUGGUUAAUGGUUGCCACCUGUAUAUUGAUAAAAAUAGAGUUUUUUAAUGGUAAAGCUUACGCUUGCUCUGUGUGGUUUGAUGGAAGGACCUUCUCCCGUAAUUUCAUGUUGUAUUUUUUUGUUCUUGGUAGUUGUAUAAAUUGAGUGGAAAGGAAGGAAGGAAUGAGUGUGAAAGAAAGUUAAACUCCUAGAACAUAGAACAGGUAGUGUUCACCACAGUGAUAUGACUGUGCAGCCUCUUCUGAUCAGGCCAUCAGCUUCAGAGCAGGUUUGCUUUGAGUUUCUCAGCUGCGUGAAUUCAUUGGAACCAAACUUCUUGGACAAAUUGUUGAGUAGUCUCUGUCUGUCAGGAGCCAUGUUUCUGGACACAGGUCUGGCUUUAAAGUUCUGUGUCCAAGCAGGUCUUUUCUGUCCCUGCACUUUCCCCAGGAAAACCUGUUUUUUACCAUUGAAUUGGAGCAACAGCAAUCAGGUUUUCUGCAGAUUGCCACUUGCUCUGAUUCAGUGGUAAAAUGUGGCUUUUCCCAGGGAAAGUGGCGAAACAAAACAAGCCACUCCAUUCUUUCCGUAAGGUUGAAGCAUGUAGAAGAGGUUUUUUUCAUUACAGUAUUUCAUUUUUUCUAUUUAUUAAAUUUGUAUACCACCCAUUAUCCAUAGAAAUACACAAUAAAAAGUAUGAUUUGAGAAUGUCUUGAGUAAGUAUCCUAUAUAAAAAUAAUGACUUUUUUAAUCAUUCCAAAAUCCAUAGUAGGGAUUUUGUUAGGCCAAUCAUAUUGUUCCAAAUAAUUGGUUCAGAUGGCAAACAAAUGAGAGUGAGGACUUGGCUGGUGUUGCAACCAUCCAGUCUGUACCUGGUAAUGGUCUGAAGAUGGAACAUGGGAGGAGGCAGCAGGCCUCCAAAGGAGACUGUGAUGGGUAUUGUGCAGGUUUUAGGUUAUGUGAAAGCUGGUUUUUGUAUUAUCAGGGGAGAUGAAUCAGCCAUUGUAUGUUUCUUUUUCCUGAAAUGCCUUACCUGAAACCUGCACAGAACCGACAAGAGUUUUAUACCUCUUCCCACAUCCCAUCUUAAGACUCUUGUCAGAUGCGGACUGAAUGGCUCCCGCACUGUUUUCUAAUAUUUUCGUUUGCCAGUCUCUGAUAUGGAUUUUGGAGUGGCUAUGGUUCAGGAAGGAGAAGGCUAAGGAAUGACACCCUCUUCACUUGUCAAAUGUGGCUUCACUCUUGAUUAGCUUUAACAUUGGCUUUAUUUAAUUAAAGUGAAUUGCAUUUUCAUCCUUCUUAUUUUCCUGUUGUAACUCUGUCAAUGAACUUGUUUGAUGCAGUAGGAUCCUUUUCCGUUGCUUCUUGUGCAUUGGUGCUGGCACUGGUGCUGGUCUUUCGCUUGAUAGACUGUUGACAUUCCUAUGAUGCAGUAGAAGAGAAAUCCUUUCUGAACCUAAAAUUCUGUUUGAGGAUGAGAGGGAACAUAGAACUGUAGUUGUUACCACCUCAGUUUAAAACUAGGAGAACCAUUUUGGUCAGGUAGCUUGAAGUCUGGAACCCCUAACUCCACCCAGGUGAGCACCCUUUUAAGAACCCAACACCUGUGUGGUAUACAGAAUCAAAGUGAAUAGAAACCAGAGGUCCAUGCCAUACCAGAAAGCCCUGAAAAUAUUCUUUUGACACUCACUUGCAGAUGGGAGGAACCCUGGGAUCGAAAACCCAGUUAUUUUCCGCCCUAUGGAAAAGGGAGACAAGAUACCUUUCCCCAGCACCAAACCUAUGAUCGCCCAGUUCCUGAACUCCACGAGGGAGAUCCAGGACCCCAGCAUGUACACCCAGCUCGUGGCCACCUUGGCCUAUACCGCCGAAAAAGCCAAGUUUUCCACUGGACAUGAGCGGCAGGAGUGGAUGGACCUGUUCAUUGACACCUUUAAAAUGGUGCACAGCGAGAUUGUUGGGGAUCCAGAUACUGUAAUAGGCCUUUGCUGAGACUGUGCUCUGCCUCUGUCAAAAGAAUAGGACUUCAUUCUACCUAUGAAACACAAAGCUAGUCAGAAAUGUCACUUUAUCUGUAGAAAUCUUGCUGGAGCUCUCAUUAGUGCUAGGCGAUUGCAACAAGAGAAACUUCUAGAAAUAGGAACUUCUGAAAAAGUCAGUCUCAGCUGCUCUUAAGGCUUAUACGCAGCUUCACUGCCAGACCAGCUCAUUUGGCCCUUGCCAGAGGAGAAAUGGAGCUAUCAUGUAGAGAACAAAGCAAACAAGGCAGGAUGGCCCCAAAACAGACUUUCCUGAGUUUCUCACUUGAAAAACCACACUGUGCUGAUAAACUCACAUAUUCCUGAAACAUUCCAGCGUGGACUUUUUGGGUGGGGAGCCUAAGAACAGUCCUCUUGCCAACCACAUGAUGGCAGCCUCUGAGCAUGCUAAAAGCCGCAAAAUAUGAACUACACACUUGCAUCUCUACCUUUCCUAUUCCCCACUUCCCUUAAUUAUGAAGUGAUUUUUGGAGCGUAGGAAUCCUCAGUUUACCAACACACUUACAGAUGACUGCUUCUUCACACCAUUACAAACAUGGAUCAUUUCUCAGUGGUUGGAAGUUGUCUGUUUCUGUCCUCAAAAACAUAGCAUUGCCAGCCUAUCAGUAUGGCAGAAACUUAUGAGCUGGAAUUUUGAUCCUGUGUUGUAAAGCUAUAUGUGUUCCUCUCCCUAUUGUCUGUCUAUAAAUUGUUGUCUGUCUUUUUACUGAAAGGACUUUUCUAGGUAACGGAAGGAAACAUUGAUCCCAUAUAUUUUCUCUCUUGAAUUCUCAGGGUGCAGCCAGAUAUUCUGAACUGUGGCCGAAGUGUUUUGAACACACAUUCACAGCAUUCCCAGAGCAUUUGUUUUCACAGCUUGGAAUGUGUAUUCAAACUGCAGCCCUUGUCUCUGUCUUCACCCUAAAGCCUUGGAUGCUCCCACCUAGAAAUAAUUUAGUCUGCCAGAUCAGUUGCCCAGCUCAGUAGCCACUGGUCAAAACUGGUAUGGAGCAAACAACAGAGGUCCUUCCUAGGGAAACCUGAGGAUUGUCCUUGGUAGAACUUGGUCUCUGUGGGCUUUGUUUCAUUCCUGGUCUAUUUGUUUGUUUUUGUAUAUAUGUGUUUCUCCAUUUUGCACAUCUUUUGCCCUCCUUAGUGAGCUACUGUCAUCAAAAUUACUGAUGGAAAUUAAGAAGGAUAUUCUAUUACUGUAAAAAGUAAUGCAAAAUGAAAAUUUAGGUUUGUGAGUAUGAAGAUUCUACAUCUUGAGACUCUGAGAUGACUGUCCUGCCACCUUUUGCGUGGGCGAAUGUCUGUGAUACAUGAGGGCCCAUGAUUGAGCCCAAAAUGCCAUAGAUAGUCAAUAAGAGAACUGGAUAAGGCAUCCAACACAGAAGUAAUCCAUUUAAGCUAUUGUUGUAUUUCCAACACUGUAGCAAAAACAGCCUCUGCAUGAAGAAAUAAUGCAUUUAUAAUACACAUUUGGGAAAACUACAAAUAUAUUGGCCUGUUUUUAAAAGACUCUGAACAAUUAUUCCAUUCAGUAUUUGUGUUUUAUCAUUAUUAGUUGUGACUAAGCAUUAGAAAGCAGGUGGAACUAGACUGUCUGAAGGGGUUCAGUGAGGGAGGGAUUGCUUGCUUGCUAGACACUUUUAAGCAAUCUAAUUUCACCCGACUCCCACCACUGCAAACUUCAGUAAUGACUGGCUAAAUCCCAAGUAACUAUUGAUAGUAUACACCUAGCCAAGCACAACUGAAUGCUGAAUGCAGUUCAACCUUUGUGCAAGUCCCCCUUCCGCUAUUCCAACUUCAUGAGGCAAACAGAGGUUUAUCAUAAAGACAGACUUCACACACAUUUUACAUACCCCCUUAAUUUUAAUUUUAAUUUUGCAAGGUUGACCCAUAUGAACUGUGUACAUCUUGUGACUGUAGUCUGACAUGUGAUCACAGGCCAAUCCAGAUUUUGUCCUAAUACAUGAAAUUUGCUCAUCUGAUAUUGCCUCCACCUGUGGAACCACCCCUAAGACCCACAUGGGCCCCGACUGCAUUUUCUUUUUAAAAAUGGUUGUAACUGCUUCUGUGGCUCGUUGCUGAGCUGGCUGGCAGGAUGCAAUCGGCUAUGCUUUGAGCAGAUCUGUUGUAGAUCAUAUAAAUUAUGUGAAAAGCUGUGGGCUUGUCAAGGACAGGGCAGACAGUGAACCCCACACCUUGUGUUCUAUAAAGUAACAUGAGAGAAAACAGUAAUCCAAUUAAAGUGACAGAAAAUGUAAUCCCGGGGGGGGGGGGGCAGAGCCAAUCAUUAAAAGAAGCAGAAGCAUCACCAGGCAAGGUUCUCAUGAGUGAGACAAGGUGCUCCAGGUUCACAAGUUAGCUCUGAAGGCAGAGGGGUUUUUUAAUAUACAGUCAUACCUCGGGUUAAAUGUGCUUCAGGUUGAGCAUUUUCAAGUUACGCUCCGAGGCGACCCGGAAGUAACGGAGCACGUUACUUCCGGGUUUCACCGCUCGCGCAUGCACAGACGCUCAAAAUGAUGUCACGUGCAUGCGCGGAAGAGGCAAAACGCGACCCGCGCAUGCACAGAUGAGCAGUCACGUCUUAUGUUCUAUUCAGGAUGCGAAUGGGUUUUCGGAACGAAUCCCGUUCGCAUCCAGAGGUACCACUGUAAUGCCUAGUGUUGCUAGGUUUACUGUAAUCUACCCUGUGAUCCUUGGACGAAGGGUGUUAUAGAAAUUUACCAAAUAAAUGAAAGGAUCUGGGCUGGUCCUCAGGGACAGCUGACUGAGUGUUCUUUCAGGUAACAGGGCUGGUCCUGCAGCCCAGAGGGCAUCCCUUGAGGAGCAUGGUCAACAGGUGAGGGUUGUGGCUGCAUUUGUGGCCGUGGUGGGACAGUGAGCAAAGUGGCCGUUGGAAGGAAGGAAGGAAGGAAGGAAGGAAGGAAGGAAGGAAGGAAGGCCUUUUCCAGGGUCCUCCUGGCGCUCUGCACUUAGGCAUAUACAAAGUUGUUGUUCCAAUAUCCCUCACUGGCAAGGAAGUUUUCGGAAGUUCUGAGAAUGUGAACCUUUCUCGGGCAUAAAUAAUACAGGUAAGUAAACUCUCAGUUCAUAGCAGGCACCAGGCAAGACUGGAGCUUUUGACUCUUAAUUUGAAGAGUUUUUUCACAUUUGCAGCCUCUUUUCGUGGGGCAAGAACUGCUAGGUCCGUUUUGGUUUUUUUAACAGCGCAAGCUAUACAACUGAAAAGGAGCUAGCAAUAACAUCUACAGGUAUCCUUAAAAGUAGAGUAUUCAUAACUCAAAAGUAGGGGGGCGUGUAAUUGGGUUAGUUUACAAACUGCCAGGGCUUUUCCAUUUGGUCCAGCUUUUCUUCUGUUCGCUCCACGCUUUUUACCGCUGAAUUGUGGAUUGCUCUGACAAAUGCCAAUCCACAGAAACCCCCAUCGGUGUUUGUUCUGAUUCAGCAGUAAACAGCAGAUUUUCCCACAGAUAAAAGAAGAGCCUCUCAGGGCCAGGGCUAGAAAGAAUGGGGCAGCUGGAAGUAUGGAUAAGCCCAAAGUGCUGUUGCCCCAGGUUGGCUUGGUUAAAUUUUGAAUAAGUCACUGAGGUGGGGGGGGGGGAUAUGUGUAGAAAACCACAGAUUUCUGUGCCCAGGUAUUGCCUUGCUGUGGGGCAAGUUCUUCCCCAGGCACAGAGGUUGUGAAGCAGAUGGCCAACACCGAGACCAUCAGAUGCACCAUUCCUCCCUUUCCACGCCAAAAAUAGUUUAUUAUUACACUUUUCCAAUUACUGCAUGAAAUACCCCUCAAUUGCAGGAGUCGGGGUGGGGUGUUAUCAUUUUUUAGAUGUAAGAGAAAAGCCUCCUCAGAAUGCUGAAGAACUGUAGUCCACAAAUAUCUGACAUGAAGUUUGAAAUAUACUCAGAGUCGCAAAGUGAUUUCAUGCUCUUUAUUCAGCUCAUAGUGGUAAGGAGGAAUGAAUGAAAGUCCCUUCACAGUAUCUGCUUUAUAUACAUUAUUUACACAAUGGGCUGCACAUGAUUGGCUAAUUCCGGAAUUCUACUGUAAGCCAAUCAGGUUGUGGAUUCACUUCUAUCUGGAGCAUGAUUGGGUGGUUCCUGCCAACCAAUCAUACUGCUGCAUUGUUCUAGGACCAAUCAGACUGCUGCAUUCUGAAUCCUAUUGUUCUAGGACCAAUCAGACUGCUGCAGUUUAGAUCCUAUUCAACUCAGUUUGUAGAUGCAGCCUCUUUGAAACGUAUGUUUUCUUCCUUCAGCUAACUAAGAUGUCUGAAGUACUAAGCAAUACCACACCUGGGGCAGAAAUGGACAGGGGUUCGGCUUUGUAUGCAGCCUUCUUUUCCUUCAUUGUAUAAUUUGGGAGCAACAAAUAUUAUAACAUAUUUCUUUAUUGUGGGCUCUUCGGUCAUUAUUGUCUGGAGUUCUUGUGAGCUGCUUUAAGCAUUUUGUGUUUGACUUUGAGUUGCCUUGCUGAAUGCAUGGCAGGUUUUCUUUCAAGUCUGGAUCAUUGUAUAAAUUACUCUUCUUUGCUCAAAAUAUCAUGUCCAGUGUUUAACAAUCUCAGAUGACAACCUUACUUUCUACAAACAUUCAGGUAGAAAAUAUUGGUGCCAGAUUCAAGGGGAGGAAAUGAAUCAGUUAUGUGAAUGUGAAACAUUGAAAGGUUUUGUAUUGUUCACUCUUUCUUUGGUGGGGAAAGAACUCACUUGUUAAUAGAGAGAUGUGGGUUCAGAAAAAGAGGUUUAUUUGAUUUAGAUUAUUUACUGAUUCACAGGACUAGCUGCUUGUCUCAUCUGCCACUGUCAGUGUUCCUUUGAAGUAUGCUGGGUAUUUUAAAAUUUUGCAUCCCGUUUCUAUCCCACCUUUUCUCCAAGUAGCUCAAGGCAGCAUACGUGGUUCUCCCUCUCACACCCUUUUAUCCUCACAACAGCCCUUUGAGGUGAGACGCAGGUGGCGCUAUUGGUUAAACCACAGAGCCUAGGACUUGCCGAUCAGAAGUUUGGCGGUUCGAAUCCCCACGACGGGGUGAGCUCCCGUUGCUUGGUCCCAGCUCCUGCCAACCUAGCAGUUCGAAAGCACGUCAAAGUGCAAGUAGAUAAACAGGUACCGCUCCAGCGGGAAGGUAAACGGCAUUUCCGUGCGCUGCUCUGGUUCGCCAGAAGCGGCUUAGUCCUGCUGGCCACAUGACCCGGAAGCUGCACGCCGGCUCCCUCGGCGAGAUGAGCGCCGCAACCCCAGAGUCAGCCAUGACUGGACCUAAUGGUCAGGGGUCCCUUUACCCUUUACCUUUUAGGUUGAGUCAUUUGCUUAACAACCCCCAAUGGGCUUUAUGGCUGAAUAGGGGUUUCAACCCCAGGCCCUCGUCUGUUUCUUGGGCUAUAGCAGAGGAAACAUUCCCUCAACCUGAUAGGUCAAUAGGUUUUCAGACCUUACAGUCUAGAAAAACAGCCGCGUCCCCUACAUCGCAGGGCUUGGGUGACCCUUGGGGUCCCUUCCAACUCUUCAGUUCUAUGAGUCUAUGAAAGCCAUGCCCUCAUCAGUAGCCCCAGAGGGAUGACGGUCUGUUUUCUUUUCCCCCUACAGAGCUUGCUGUUGCCCAGUGCACACAGCGCCCUGUGGACAUUGUCUUCCUCCUGGAUGGCUCUGAAAGAAUUGGCGAACUGAACUUCCAGAGGGCCUACCGUUUUGUUGAAGAUGUGGCCCAACGUCUAACCCUGGCCAGAAGUAACAAUGACAAUAUGAAUGCGCGCAUUGCCCUUGUGCAGUACGGAAGUGAGAACGAACAUAGGGUGGCUUUUGAAUUGACACACAAUCUCACUAUCAUCUCGGAUGCCUUAGAUCAGAUCAAAUACUUGGACUCUUCUUCCAACAUUGGGUCUGGCAUCAUCCAUGCCGUCAACAACAUUGUCAUCAACCCAAGAGACAGGCAGAGAGCAGCCAGGCGCAACGCCGAGCUGUCAUUUGUCUUCAUCACAGAUGGCAUUACAGGCAGCAAAAACCUGGUUGAGGCUGUUGACUCCAUGAAGAAGCAGAAUGUGAUGCCCACCGUGGUGGCCUUAGGGAGCGAUGUGGACAUGGAUGUUCUGCUGAAGAUUGGUCUGGGGGACCAGGCAGCCAUUUUCCGGGAGAAGGACUAUGCCAGCCUCUCCCAGCCUGGCUUCUUUGAUAGAUUCAUUAGGUGGAUCUGUUAGCUGCAGGGAAGUGCAGUCUCUCAUCACACACCAAAGUUAUUAAUGUCCUAAAAUUGUUAUAUGGUUUUUAGCAAAUGGUGGAUUUAUUUUUAUAGCCAAAACCUGUAGGCUCAUUUUAAAUUUCAUGAUGAAACUCAACUCAAUUUUAUGGUGCUAAUUAAAACCAAGGUGGAGGAAGGAUCCAAAACUACACAGUGUAAUCUGUCAUGUCUUACAACUUUGUUUAAACAGAAUUUUUUAUGCUGUGUAAUCAUGUAGGUGCUAAACAGAAGAACAGCAAAGUGUUCACAUUCAGCACAAAGAAUAAUCAUCUCCAACAAGGGUCUCCAGUAAACUGUCCUUCCAUCCCCACCCUGCACAUCAGCACCUCACGUCCCAAUCAUCUGUUUCUAGAAACUGGUUCCUUUACUGGGAGGUGGGGAUAAUUUGAAUCUUGUCCUGAUCCUGGUGCUAAAACCUCCUUAUUCUCUUUUCAAGGAAACCCUGCCAGUGUUUCCUAUGCAGCUGUGUCGCAUCCCACCCUUUUUCACAGGUGAAAGCAGCUGCAGGAAAUUAUCAGCACUGAGUCCUGGGCUUUGGGCCACUCCAUUAGUGAAUGCCUGGACUUUCUUCCUUGCUUUUCAUGCGAUUGCUUAAUGGUUGCAGCAAAAGAAUUUUCUGGCACUUAAAUGUACUUUGCAUCCAUUAAAUGUACUUUGCAAGCUUAACUAUGUCCGCUUUGUAACACCAAGAGCCAGGGAAAGGGUGAAGAGCCGUGGAGGGUCCUCAUCCUGUGCUGACACCGUCCUGUUCCAGUCCAGGUGACAGCCAUUGAGACCUUUUAUGGGGAUCGCUUUGGAUUGUCUCUGGCAUGACAAUCUGGCUCCCCCUACUGCAGCAUGAGUUUUCACACCAUGCUUAAGGAGAAGCCAAAAGCCACCUGCCUUGCCUUGCCUCAGGUUUCCCUUUCCCUUUCCCCAAUCACAAUGAGUAGCACUGCUGGCAUGAGAUGGCAUUAGACUUUGUCUUUCUGAGUGCCUUUCUUACGUACCCAACCUUCCUGUGGAAAGUCUGUCUCUCCUCCUUCUAACUGCUGUUACCACCCUUUCUCCCGCAUUAAUCACAAAGCACCUCCUCCUUGGAAACACAGUGUGAAUCAUCAAGUCAGACAUCAUGCAAAACAUGUUGAUGGAUGUGCAAUGAAAUUGCAACUUCAGUGUAUUCUUGGGAUUGCUGUUUCUGCAAUAACAUCCUUACUUGAGCCAAAAUUGCACUCUUGGUAAAUAAACUCAUUUUCACACUAGCUUAAAAAUAUUGUCGUUUAUCAUUGCAGUAGAACACACUUUCAUGUUAGCCAGCAUAGAAUACCCUUUACGAG
Molecule: messenger RNA, 43051 nt
Organism: Podarcis lilfordi (Lilford's wall lizard)
Lineage: Eukaryota; Metazoa; Chordata; Lepidosauria; Squamata; Lacertidae
Source: the annotation of a GenBank genome assembly